Mugil cephalus (flathead mullet) is the source of this 2956-nucleotide messenger RNA. It is a transcript of the gene xk, whose product is annotated as X-linked Kx blood group (McLeod syndrome). The coding region runs from base 439 to 1881 and encodes 480 amino acids. Gene Ontology annotation, cellular component: membrane. The record is from RefSeq and is a predicted model, not a curated record. Lineage: Eukaryota; Metazoa; Chordata; Actinopteri; Mugiliformes; Mugilidae. The transcript is spliced from 3 exons.
AAUUCAUGUUUGUGCGCUAAGUGUGGUUGUUGUUUUUUUAUUAUUAUUUAUUUAUAUUUAAACCCCUAAUUAAAAAGAUGCGACCCUCUACAGUGCGGCUCUGUGCGCGCAGUCAUAACAACUACAGGGCACUACAUUAUCGUCUUCGGGGCGUUUUCUUCACACUGACAGGCGCUUCAGUGCGCACUGGAGAGUGCAGCGCCUCUUGCGCCCCCCACAGACUCCACCCGGGACAACACUCGGCCGAAACGUCCUGCCUUGCCUGCCUUGCCUCAAACCGCGGAUGAGCUGCUGCUGCUGCUGCUGCCGCCGCCGCCGCCGCCGCCGUCGUCCCCUCCAGCGGGCGCCUGACUGACGGCUCGUGGCGGUGUCGUUAUGGACGUGCGCACCCGGUGCGAAGCAGCGCGGCGCGUUCCCCAAAUGGCGGAGUGAGUGAGAAUGCGACUCCCCAGUUCCAUCUUUGUGUCGGUGUCUCUGUUCACGGCCGAGACCACGGCAGCGCUGUACCUCAGCUCCACGUACCGCUCCGCCGGGGACCAAAUCUGGCAGGGACUCACGCUCCUCUUCACGCUCGUACCGUCCGUGCUCGUGCAGCUGACUCUCACCUUCAUCCACCGGGACCUGAGCAGGGACAGACCGCUCAUCCUGCUGCUGCACAUCCUGCAGCUCGGUCCCAUCGUCAGGUGCCUGGAGGCGUUCUGCAUCUACGGCAGCGUGGGUCGCGUGGAGGAGCCGUAUGUCAGCAUCACCAGGAAGAAGCAAAUGCCCCGCGGGGGUCAGUCCGAGGAGGUGGAGCGGCAGGUGGGGCAGGCGGAGGGCAAACUGUUUACGCACCGAGCGGCCUUCGCCCGCACCUCUGUCAUCCAGGCCUUCCUGGGAUCGGCCCCCCAGCUCACGUUGCAGCUCUACAUCUGCGUCCUGCAGCAGGGGGUGUCCAUCGGAAGAGGCACACUGAUGGUGAUCUCCCUCCUGUCCAUCGUGUACGGAGCACUGCGCUGCAACAUCCUGGCCAUAAAGCUUAAAUAUGACGACUACGAAGUGGACAUCCGGCCUAUGGCUUACCUGUGCAUUUUUCUGUGGAGGAGCUUCGAGAUCGCCACUCGUGUGGUGGUUCUGGUUCUGUUCAGCUCCGUGCUGCAGCUCUGGGUGCUGCCCGUGGUCCUGCUGAACUUCCUCACUUUCUUCCUCUACCCUUGGAUCCUGUUCUGGCAGAGCCACUCGCCGUUCCCCGAGAAUAUAGAAAAAACUCUCACCAGGGUGGGAACCACCAUCGUGCUUUGCCUUCUCACCUUCCUCUACGCCGGCAUCAACAUGUUCUGCUGGUCGGCCGUGCAGGUGAAACUCAACGACCCGGACCUCAUCAACAAGUCCCAGAACUGGUAUCGCAUGGCCGUGUACUACAUGCUGCGUUUUGUGGAGAAUGCCUCCCUGCUCCUGCUGUGGUACAUCUAUAAAACGGACUUCUACAAGUUCAUGUGUGCCCCGCUGCUGGUGCUGCAGCUGCUGGUGGCCUACGCCAUCGGCAUCUUCUUCAUGCUGAUCUUCUACCAGUUCUGCCACCCGUGUCGGAGGCUCUUCUCCUCCAGCAUGACGCAGGGGAUGUGGGACUGCUCCUCUCUUCUCUGCCUGAUGUGCAACUCUUCUUCGCCGCGGAACAGGCCGAUAGGAAAGGCCAUGCUGGGGCCUCGGGGCCCGUCCGCUCACAAGGAGUCGGCCGACGACCGAGCCCACGACACGGGCAGCGACACCUCGGACGACAUGCCAAACGACACAACCUAUGACAUGCUCAAUGACACAAUCUAUGACAUUCCCAACGAAACGGACAACACAGGAGGCGGAAUCAACGGUGACCUUAGCCACAGCGUGUCCUGCGACGCUUAAAGCAUCACGUGUUCUCAGUCGUGCCAUUCAAGAGACAAAUAUCAUAACCUUGUGUGACUUUUUAAGUGCCACGUGGAUCCUUCCGCUCUCAUAUAUCCAUCUCAACUCGUACACGAAGCAAAUGUGCCCUUAACUUCAGUCCGGUCCCGGCUGCGCAGUGUUCACAUGCAGAGGUGGCGCUCACCUGUCUCGGCAGCCCACACGCUAACCGUUCAUCCUGCAGCCUUGACUGCAAAUAAAAAAAAAACCCACGUACACCACCAGUACUCCUUUAGGUUUGAAGGCCGUGUCUGCUUAUAUGCUGCAUUACUGAUCACAAAGAGCCAUGCAUUUUAAGUGAUUGUAUUUCGCGUCUCUUUUGGCAUGGAGGUGUGCAUGUGUGGAGCCUCAGAUGAGGUGUUAUUCAGCAAAGGGGGUGAGUAUCUUCGUUUCGUUCCUUUUUUAACCCUUUGCUUGUUUCAUUGCUGCAAGCAAUCGGCCUUUUUACUCCUGAAUAAGAGCUUUACGAUUAAUUACGCGCUGCUUCUGUGAUGUAGUUGUGCUUGACGAUGAGAUGAUAAUCUGCACAUGUUGUUAAAGAGACCUUUUGAUCACCCAACACGUUAUUGUAAAGCACGGACAGCGUUUCUUGCACGUCUACAGGAAAAAAAGAAAAAAAAAGACUUCACUUGCUUUGGUUCAACUGUUGAGCAGCAGCAGCAGCAGCAGCAGUGAUGUGAAACGCUUUUUUUUUUUUUUUGGAUGUAUUUGCAUUUUUCUGAUUCAUGCCUGCUAACGUCUGUCUGCUCUGUGUCUCUAGUUAGAGUGUUGACACUGGGUGCACACAAUGCAAUGUUAUAUCUAACAGAGAAAAAAAAAUUGUGUAUGUGUUUGGAAACCUAACAAUGUACUUUUGCUUUUUUUUUUCAAACUUCAGUGUAUUGUAAUGUGUGUGUAUGAGAGAGAAAGAGAAUGUCAGUGUGGUUGUUUUUGCACUAACUCCUUUUUGCAAUGUAUCUUAAGAGGGAUCACAACCUCGGGUAUCACAUGAAUGCUCCCAAUGUUUGUACACAUAAAACAAAAAAAAUAAAUAAAA